AUGGUGACCAGCUCUACCCCAGGUGUACCGAUUGUGCAGAGCAGCAGCACACACGCCCAGUCUUCGUCUACUCCUUGCACCACGUCGACUGCUGCCCACAGCACUGCUAGCUCUACUCCAGUCAUGUCGACCGUUCACAGCACUGUAGUGUCAAGCACUACCAGCUCUACCCCAGGUGUGCCGAUUGUGCAGAGCAGCAGCAGCACGCACGCUCAGUCUUCGUCAACUCCUUGCACCAAGUCGACCACUGCCCACAGCACCAUGGUUACCAGCACACAUGCUCAAUCUUCAUCGACUCCCUGCACCACCUCAACCUCGGCUCCUGUAACCUCCGCUUACAGCACUACCUCUACCCCAGCUGUGCCGGCCGUUCAGAGCUCCAGUGCCCACAGCCAAGCAUCAUCGACUUCCAUCCACAGCACUGCCACUCCUACCCCAGUCAAGCCUACAAGCCAGAGCAGCAGCACCCACGGUCAAUCGUCGUCAACUCCUUGCUCUUCGUCGACCCCUGCCCACAGCACCAUGGUUUCCAGCAUCGUGACACCCACCCCAGUGGCCCCGACUAGCACUAGCACUUCGGCACACGCAACCUCAACUCCCUGCACUACCUCUGCCGCCUCGACACCCACCCCAGUGCAAGCAACCUCCACCCACGUAGCAUCGACCCCGACACCGGUGAACCCCACCAAGGCCACUUCCACCCCUUGCGACGAAAACAAGCCCUCAGCUACCUCUGCUGCGCCGUCCAACCCGUCCAGCGACAAUGGCGAGCCGGCUCAGAGCUAUGGCAAGACUGAGCAAGGAUACACCAAGCGUGGUGGUUUGAUCCAGCGCCGCAAGCCUAUCAUUGCCAAGUCAAAGCGUGCUAUUCUUUUGUAG
Pyrenophora tritici-repentis Pt-1C-BFP is the source of this 879-nucleotide messenger RNA. RefSeq lists its product as uncharacterized. Lineage: Eukaryota; Fungi; Ascomycota; Dothideomycetes; Pleosporales; Pleosporaceae. The record is from RefSeq and is a predicted model, not a curated record.